AUGGCCGUGUACUACCGCUACAAGAGCGGCGUGCAGACGUUCUCCGUCCCCGUGCAGGCACCCUUCGUCUCCGUCGCCGAGCUCAAGGGGCUGAUCCUGGGGACCGCCCGCCACGGCCACAGCCGGACGCGCGGCCGCGGGCCGAGGGAGGGCGUCGCGCUCUCCGACCCGCGGACCGGCGACGAGUACGCCGACGGCACCGCGCUCGUCCCCCGCGGCUCGACCGUGCUGGUGCGCCGGGUCGCCGGGCCCCUCGCCGAGGCCAUCACGGUCGCCGCCUCACCCCCGCCGCCGCGCAAACCGACGGCACCUGCUGAUGGCGGCGCAUCAUCGUCGACCGUGUCAUCGAGUUCGAGCGCCGAGGACGACGAGGAAGCCAGGGCCAUCGACGCCGUCAUCGAUGCCGCGCGGCUCGAGUGGGGAGAUCAGCGCCGGUAUCAAGGAGCGCGCCGCUACGGCCACCGUGGCACGCUCGAGGGAAGGGCGGCGCCGCCGGCUGGGUACGUGUGCCACAGGUGCCGCGUCCCGGGGCACUUCAUCCAGCAUUGUCCCACUAACGGCGAUCCGAGAUACGACAUCAGAGCUCAGGCGCCAUCCAUGUCCAGCACCAGUCUGCUGCCUACUCCGCCGCCGGUGUCCACGACCCCCGACGACGGAGUCCCACCGGAGCUCCACUGCAAGAUCUGCAGCAAGGUGAUGGCGGACGCGGUGGUGGCCUCCAGGUGCUGCUUUGGCAGCUUCUGCGACGCCUGCAUCAGGGGCCGGAUCGCCGCCGGGUCCACGUGCGUGUGCGGCGCGCGGUCUCGCGCCGACGACCUGAUCCCCAACCUGACGCUGCGCGCCACCAUCGCCAAGCUCCUUGCGACGGCGAGGCCCGCAGGAAGCGGAUCGGGCGGCGCAGACAAUAACCGGAAGAGCUCGGCCGGCAGCAACGCGGAGCCCACGCCGUCGCCGGGUGCGUUCGCCUCGCAGGAGAGCUGGAGGCACGUCACGGCGACCGCCUGCUCGGAGCGCAGCGACGGGAGCGCUUCAUCAACGUCGACGAGCGCGGCGGCUACGGCGGCGCGUGAGCCAAGAACGAAGCAGACUGCGGCGGCAUCGUCGGCAGGAAUCGGGGAGCCCGCCGCAGGCUACCCCGAGCAAUACGGAUACGGGAACCCGUUCGGCCCGCCGGCGUGCUACGAUCCUUUCUUCGGUGCGACGCCGUGGGCAUGUGGUCCUUACCUGCACUAUGACGUGCCUUACGGUGGCGGCUACACGGAUGUCCCGGCGCCGGCCGGCUACCACGACGGAUGCCAUGGGAGGAGGAGGAGGACGGCCGAUGAGGAGUAUCAUAGACACGUGGAGGCUGAUGGCUUCAAGAGAAGAUGCAGAGGAAGAUCGGAGGUUGCUUUCUGA
Messenger RNA from Setaria italica (foxtail millet), 1398 nucleotides. Its product is annotated as E3 ubiquitin ligase PARAQUAT TOLERANCE 3-like. The transcript has a single exon. Bases 1 to 1398 code for a protein of 465 amino acids. Gene Ontology annotation, biological process: protein ubiquitination; mRNA processing; ubiquitin-dependent protein catabolic process. The record is from RefSeq and is a predicted model, not a curated record. Gene Ontology annotation, cellular component: nucleus. Gene Ontology annotation, molecular function: nucleic acid binding; ubiquitin protein ligase activity; zinc ion binding. NCBI's taxonomy places the organism in Eukaryota, Viridiplantae, Streptophyta, Magnoliopsida, Poales, Poaceae.